AUGCCUCCCAAGCCACGCGGCGACUUUGUUUGUUCGGUGUGCGGCUUCAGAUGCCGCUAUGAUUACUUUGGCAAGACUCCACCGUUUGAGCACGAAGCAGUGAGGUGGGUUGAGGACAUCUUCGCUUUGAAGAAUCCGUCUCCCGCAGAAUACGGGUCCGUUCAGAGCAUCUGCUUGGGAGCCCUUUGCAGUGUCUGUGCUUCCCCAGUGUGCGUGGAUGACAAAUGUUCCUUGUGGCGGUCCUGGGCUCGCCGAUGGCCGGGAAAAAGUUUGGAUGCUGUUGCUGGCAGAGCUCAGGUUUUACAAGCUCCGCUUCUGCAAAACUUGUUCGCAGCAGGCUGA
Messenger RNA from Symbiodinium necroappetens, 342 nucleotides. NCBI's taxonomy places the organism in Eukaryota, Dinophyceae, Suessiales, Symbiodiniaceae. The record is from the annotation of a GenBank genome assembly.